Molecule: messenger RNA, 1542 nt
Organism: [Torrubiella] hemipterigena
Lineage: Eukaryota; Fungi; Ascomycota; Sordariomycetes; Hypocreales; Clavicipitaceae
Source: the annotation of a GenBank genome assembly
AUGAUUGACAAAGCGCUUCUCGGCGCCAUCGCCGUGGCUUCAACGUCCAUCUAUCUCCUUCUCAUUGUGGUCCAAAAGAUUCAGCGGGCGCAAAAGGCCAGCAAGCUAGGAUGUCAAGGUCUUCAACCCGCUUUAGUGAAUGACCCUAGCGGUGUCGCAACAGUGCGCAAGUUCCAAGCGGCCUCAAGCGAGAAAAGAGUGCCAGCUAUGCUUGCCGAGGACUUUGACAAGCUCUCCAAGGAGCACGGUCGCGUUGUCAGCACGGCAAAAAUGCCUGGGCUUUUCUUCAACGACAACAUCAUGACGAUUGAACCUAAAAAUAUUCAGACUGUCCUUGCUGGAAGCUUCAAAGAUUUCGAGAUUGGUCCUACCCGUGUCGAUAACCUGCGACCUGUCCUCGGUGAAGGCAUUUUUGCAUCCAACGGCAAGAUUUGGGAACACUCACGCGCACUCCUUCGCCCCCAGUUUGUCCGCAGCCAAAUCAGCGAUAUUAGUCUUGAAGAACGCCAUGUGCAGUCGCUCAUGACUGUUAUUGAUCGAGAAGUAACACCGACAGGGUGGACGAAUUUCCUCGACGUCCAGCCUCUAUUCUUCCGCCUAACCCUUGACUCGGCCACAGAAUUCCUCUUUGGUGAAUCCGUAAACAGCCAGCUCAACAAUGCUGAUACCUUUGCCGCCGACUUUGACCUUGCUCAGCAACUUCUCUCCGAUGCCGGUCGCCUAGGACCUGCUCACUGGAUCAAACACGACAAGAAUUUCCAUGCGACCGCCAAACGAGUACACGACUACAUUGAUUACUUUGUUCAAAAGGCCAUCAAGAAGGCCCGGGACGGAAAGGUAGACCCCGAACGCUAUGUCUUCCUCGAUGCUCUCGCUCAGUCUACUACGGACCCUGUUGAGCUUCGCUCACAACUGCUCAAUAUCUUGCUUGCUGGUCGUGACACGACUGCGUCGACACUAUCUUGGUUUAUUCACACCAUGUCAAAUGCCAAGCAUUCUGCAACAUAUCAAAAGCUGCGAGCUCAUGUUCUCGAAGAGUUUGGCACGUAUACGAAUCCCAAUGACAUCACCUUUGAAAGACUCAAGAGAUCGCAAUAUUUGCAAUGGUGCAUCUCUGAGAUUCUCCGCAUAUACCCUAUUGUUCCUGUUAACGGCAGAGCUGCUGUAAGAGACACAGUCUUGCCAUCUGGCGGUGGCAGUGACGGACAAUCGCCUCUCUUCAUUAAAAAGGGUGUUAUUGUAAACUACUCAGUUCAUGCCAUGCACCGUCGAAAAGAUCUAUGGGGCCCUGAUGCUGAUGAAUUUAUUCCUGAGCGUUGGGAGGCCCGUCGCCCUGGUUGGGAGUACCUCCCAUUCAACGGCGGCCCUCGCAUCUGCAUCGGCCAGCAGUUUGCCCUAACAGAAAUCGCUUACGUACUCGUUCGUUUCAUCCAGAGGGUCGAUGCUCUUGACGGCAGUCAAGCUGGUGCCGUCAAGCACGGCCUGAGCCUAACCAACGCACCAGGUGAGGGUGUAAGAGUCAGAUUGCACCUGGACCAAUAA